CGGGGCUCCACCCAAGCCCAGGCGGCGCGGAGCCCAGCCGGAGGCAGCGCAUCAGCGGAGCCGCCAUGGGGCUGGAGAAGGAGACGGGAGACACGAAGAUCUUCAUGGCCGAGGACAGCUUCGGGCGCUCCGGCGGCCCCGCGCCAGCCGGCCCGGAGAAGCGGGCGGAGAACGGCCCGUGCAGAGACCCGCGCGGGCUGAACACCCACCUGAAGCUGGGGUUUGAGGAUGUCAUAGCAGAGCCUGCAUCAUCUCACUCCUUUGACAAAGUUUGGAUCUGCAGCCACGCUCUCUUUGAGCUCAGCAAAUACGUGCUGUACAAGCUCCUGACUCUAUUCCUUGCCAUCCCACUGGCUCUGGUUGCAGGAAUUGUCUUUGCAGUACUUAGCUGUCUGCAUAUCUGGAUUGUGAUGCCUUUUGUAAAGACCUGCCUCAUGGUCUUGCCUUCAGUGGAGACUGUAUGGAAGAGUGUGACGGAUGUUCUUAUUGCACCGUUAUUUCAGAGCCUAGGUCGAUGCUUUGCUACAGUCAAUAUACGCCUGGACCAAGAGUAAACAUCAGAGAUACAAUUCUGCUGUAGUCUUAGAUGGUGGUAUACCUCUUUGCUAAUGUAACUUAGAUGCACUUAUCAUUCAUUCCAAAACUGUUAGGAUUAAAAUAGCUGGUUUAAAGUGGGGACACAUUAUUUAAAAAAAAAUCAUUUACUUUCAGGGGAUAAAUUUAAGAUAAACUAGACUAUUUUCAUAUCUAACUAUUUUAAACAAUGUGGGGUAUUUUGGCAACACUUUAUUUUAAUGGUACACUGAUUACCAGAAUGAAGAAAAAUUCUUGUGGAGGUAUAUGUGACCACCACAAUAGUAUCAUAGAAAAUUGCUAUGGCUGGUGUUGUUACUCUGAAUACUAGUGAAAUUAGCAGUGAUGUGACACACUGGGUCAAACUCACUUCUAGAGUUUCAGAGAUGGGUCUGGCCCACUAUUCAGCAUUAUCCAUGGAAGGUUGUAUGCUCAAUUCUCAUUGUCAGCAACAGUAUGGGGAGGGGAAUUCUUUUCUACUGAUGUGCAUGGGUAAUAUUCACUCAGCUCCCAUUACUGCUUUGUAAAUCUUCCAUAUAUCAGUGCAGAAAAGUUCCCCAAAGUUUACCCUUUAAAAUAAGAUGUUAGCUAAUGGUUUGAGACAAUCAGCUAAUCUAUAUAUUUUAUUUAAUGAGAUUUUAACUUUGCUGUAUAUUUUGUAUUUAUGUAAAUGUUUAUCAGUUUUCCUUGAAGCGUUAUUUCUACAGCAUUUGUAUACUUGCGGAAUUAUUAUGCUGAAGAAGUUUGACACUGCAGAAGAUUAAAUGAGAUUGGUGAGAUUUUACUGACUAGAUUACACAGAUCUUUGGAAAUGCUGCUGUGCAAUUCAAGUAUACCAAGUAUAUAUUUUUUUCAUAAUUGAAUGUAAGAGCAGUGCACACAAAUGUUUUCAUACAAGAUUAUGCAAAAAAGUUUGAAAUACAUGUUUGAGAAUUGUUCAUUUCUUUAAUUAAAAACAGGCUGUAAUGAAUGCAGCCUUGCCUAUCUCUGUGUAUUAUCAGCAACAUUGUGAUAUUUAAAAUAAUAUACACUAUUCUGGCACUUUGA
Caretta caretta (loggerhead turtle) is the source of this 1620-nucleotide messenger RNA. It is a transcript of the gene CAV2, whose product is annotated as caveolin 2. The record is from RefSeq and is a predicted model, not a curated record. Gene Ontology annotation, cellular component: Golgi apparatus; cytoplasmic vesicle; focal adhesion. Gene Ontology annotation, biological process: regulation of cytosolic calcium ion concentration; insulin receptor signaling pathway; caveola assembly. Gene Ontology annotation, molecular function: protein kinase binding; molecular adaptor activity. NCBI's taxonomy places the organism in Eukaryota, Metazoa, Chordata, Testudines, Cheloniidae.